Molecule: messenger RNA, 1516 nt
Organism: Labeo rohita (rohu)
Lineage: Eukaryota; Metazoa; Chordata; Actinopteri; Cypriniformes; Cyprinidae
Gene: rd3l
Product: RD3 like
Exons: 3
Coding region: 252-935 (227 amino acids)
Source: RefSeq, a predicted model, not a curated record
AAUUCACAUUCUUCAUCUCAACUUUGCCCGUCGCAGUCAUCCGCAUAUUGCUGUGUGUCACUGACACACACUCUCUCUUCUUUCAUUCUUCUUGUUUGAAACCAUUAUUUUAGUUUCUCUUAAUCUCUUCUACCAGACUAGUUUUUUUAGUUGUUUUUCCCUCAUUAUCCUACAUCUCUCAUUCAUAUCUGACAGUCUGGCUUCAUUUAUACAUUUUAUUUGCAUAACCUGAUGCAAUUAGGUGAUACCAGAUGGAGUCAAAGCAUCAUGGACUUCGACCUCUAAGACCCACAAGCCCAGCCAUGCCCUUCGUAGGUUGUCCCCACACAAAUGGAUGUGGAGGCCCAGGUCGGAUGUUGCUACGUGAGAUGCUUUGGCAGUUGGAGCAAAGAGUACUGCAGGUUCAAGAGGAGGAGUUCCAGUACUGCAUCUCCCGUGGCAUUCUGGGAUACCGUCAUCCACCGGCAUAUCCAAACCUGCUUGCCCUUAUAUCUGCUUCUGAACACCGCCAGCUAGAGCGCCUCUGUGGUCGCAUCCCACCCUCACACACUGCCAUUGUACUUUCCAGGCUCCAUGACCUUUUGGCCCACAAUGAUAUCCCUCCCUGGGAACUAGUGGGUGUCUUCAAGCAGGUUCUUAGGGACUUCCUGAGGAGACAGGAAGACGGCAUGCAGAGACGUCCAGCCUCUUCAGCUCCACCAACAAUUCUUUCUGCUCCCAGUCCACCUACAGAGAGUAAUGACAGAAAUGCCAUUGUUGGAAAUGCAUCUAAUUCUUUAUCAGAGGAGUCAGGGAAGCACAGGGAGGAAAUUCCUACCAUUUCUAGUUAUGUGGAUAAACAUUUGCGUGCUGCCUGUCCCUAUUCUAUGCACAGAGAGUGGAAUUUGCCUUUUUGCCAUCCUUUCGCAUAUGAGGCCUACAGCACCACAUUGUGAGAUACUUAAUUAUAGAUAUCCAACUUGUUCUCAUGGCUAUUCAUAACUAUUUUAAGGUGAUGGUUAUGUUUAAGAAUGGACCUUAAGGCUUUCAAAUCAUACAAAUCACAGCCAACACAUUCAUAUGAAAUUGACACCUCAUAAAAUAGUUGUGUUCCCUCAUGAGAUGGGCUUGAAAACUUUCCUGUUUGCAAAUUUCCUAGUUCUCAAACACAGAUCUACAGUUGCAUUGAAAAAUCAAGUGCUCAAGUUUAAAUAAAUUAGACUGAUUAAAAGUGAUUAGCAUGAUUAUGUAGUAUGUGAUGUUAAAACUUGGAAGAUGAGCCAUAAUCUUUUUGUAAUCGAUGAAUUAUGACAUGAAGUAGUCACUUUUUCAAUCAAAUAAUGUCAACAUCAUAAUAAUUGUUUAAAUUAAAUAAUUUAGAAUUUUAUAAAUAUAGCAUUAUUAAAAUUAUUUUUAAAAGGUGUCUAGUUAUACUCACUUUUUAUACUUUCAUGCUUUUUUGCCAUUUUAGGAGCUUGAAAACUGGUUAUUAUGAACUGUUGAGAAGAGCAUAUUCUUCAAAAAAAAAAAAAAAAAA